Molecule: messenger RNA, 1386 nt
Organism: Candida albicans SC5314
Lineage: Eukaryota; Fungi; Ascomycota; Pichiomycetes; Serinales; Debaryomycetaceae
Exons: 1
Coding region: 1-1386 (461 amino acids)
Source: RefSeq, a predicted model, not a curated record
AUGGCAAAUAAAAUAUCAACAAUUAGAUAUAAACGACAAAUCCGGCCGUUACUAUCCAAGAUUCAUACUUUAAAUGACUUGUACUCCAAAAACCCACUGUUGUUUGAAUUUGACAUUUCUAAAAUUGAUAUAAAUAAACCAAUUAAAUCCCCAGACGCUGAUUAUCACCCAAGAAAAAGAACGAAAACAGUACUACUUGAAGAAUCGUUGGAGCCGGACUUUUACAGCCCUAGGACACCUGAAGAAAGACUCAAAUCAUUAAAACAUUAUGUAUCAUCCGAACUAUUUAAAGCUUAUACUGAGUUACUUUCCAUACUAAAACCAGUUCUUAUUUCUUUAGCACCAUCUGAUUGUUCUUGGACACUUGCUACCAGAUGUGCAUUUGAAAUAGGUAAAGAAAUGGCAGAAUCAACAACCACCACCUACUAUCGACUAAACAAUGUGCAUUUAUUUGAUCCUGAUCUUGUGAAUCCUAGUAUCAAAGAAUUGUAUGAUGAGUUGUAUGGAGACAUUGAUGAUUGGAUUGAUAUGGAACCAGCACAAGUUACGAACAAUUAUAGACAAUAUCUACUUAUUGGAUAUGUCAGUAAACUCUUGGUGAUACAUUCCCAGACUACAUUAUAUAUAUUUUUGCCUGUGUUACUACAUUGGCUAUCACAUCAAAAUCCGUAUCUACGACAUUUGGGACAGUUACUCGCCAAUGAUUUUUUUAGUUUCCCCGAUAAUUCAACAACCAACAUUGAGGAGUUGAAUGGAUUGAAAUUUAAUAAUACUUCAAGAAUAUUCUGGACCUUAUACGGAGUUGAUUAUUGGAAGCCAUUUUUGAAUAGAGCGAGUUUAUCAGUUGUGCUACCAUACAAGAUUUCUUUAGAGUUGUUUGAUGAGUUAGAAGACACUCAUCAGUUACCAAAAGGUUAUUACAGAAGAGAGUUGUAUUCAAUGUUUCAAAUUUGUCUCAAUUAUAAUAUAAUAGUUAUGAUAAUGGUGAAAAUACUACAAAAAACCCGCAAGAAAUGUAAAACAUACGAAGAUGCGUACCAGCAUUUCAAGAAUAUUUACACUUUGGCCGUGGAAAUGGCAUGUAACUGGUUGCCUUUCUAUAGCAUCACUUUUCCAAAUAAUAAAAUAAUUUUCAAUUCAUUAAGGCAACUACAAGAAUUUAUGCAAGGUAAGUUAAAAGUAUUGUCUAGUCAAGGAGGGAAGUAUACAUUAUUAUAUAAGAGAUCACAAGGCUUUUUCGAAUCACUUGAAGCUAUACUGUAUUAUUAUCUUUAUCCUGACCGGAAGAUUAUUUUGAAUUCGGUGGACACCGUUGCCAAGACGGCAGUCAAGUUGAGAAUUGACAAUCAUAAAUUUCUAGCCUGGUUGAACAGAAACGCAUUUUAA